AUGAAAAUAAACGAUCUCACACAUUUUUCUGCGUGUUUCGAAAUAAAUCAAGAAGAUUUCUCGAGGUUUGCAAAAGUUCUUACAGAAAUAAAAAGAGAAUUGGAUGAAAGAUUUUCUGAAUUUGAUGCCCUAAAACCAGAUCUUGAGCUUUUUAACAAUCCAAUGGGAGUCAACAUCCAGAACCAAUCAGCAGAAUACCAAUUAGAGCUGUGCGAACUACAGUCCGAUUCGUUUUUUCAAGCAAAGAAAAAUGAAGGCAUUAGUACCUUUUGGAAGUUAGUCUCCAAGGAUCGUUUUCCUAAACUUCGUAACUUUGCAUUGAAACUAUAUUCAAUGUUUGGUAGUACGUAUAUAUGUGAAAGUACAUUUUCUGCUUUGAAGCAUAUUAAAUGUGAAAUACGUAAUCGCAUGGAAAACGAUUCUCUGGAAGCGUGUAUUAGACUCACUACGACUGGCAUAGAUACAGAUGUGCAAAAAUUAGUAGAGGAUAUACGCUUGCCUCAAAUAUCCCAUUGA
Molecule: messenger RNA, 516 nt
Organism: Diabrotica virgifera virgifera (western corn rootworm)
Lineage: Eukaryota; Metazoa; Arthropoda; Insecta; Coleoptera; Chrysomelidae
Product: general transcription factor II-I repeat domain-containing protein 2-like
Exons: 1
Coding region: 1-516 (171 amino acids)
Molecular function (GO): protein dimerization activity
Source: RefSeq, a predicted model, not a curated record